This is a messenger RNA of Fusarium pseudograminearum CS3096, 1071 nucleotides long. RefSeq lists its product as uncharacterized. The transcript has 3 exons. The record is from RefSeq and is a predicted model, not a curated record. Bases 1 to 1071 code for a protein of 356 amino acids. Lineage: Eukaryota; Fungi; Ascomycota; Sordariomycetes; Hypocreales; Nectriaceae. Gene Ontology annotation, biological process: L-threonine metabolic process. Gene Ontology annotation, molecular function: ATP binding; homoserine kinase activity.
AUGGAAUCCUUCAUCAUCAAGACCCCCUCCUCCAGCGCAAACAUUGGACCCGGCUUCGAUGUCAUCGGCCUGGCCCUCUCCGUCUACCUCGAGCUUCACGUCACCAUCGACCGGUCAAAGACAAAGUCCGAGCUCCCGCUCAACUGCAGAAUCACUUACGAGGGAGAGGGAGAGAAUGAGAUCAGCCUCGAUCCCGAGGUCAACCUCCUGACCCGCGUCGCUCUCUACGUCUUGCGCUGCAAUGAACAGAGGUCCUUCCCCGUCGAGACCCAUGUGCACAUCAAGAACCCCAUUCCUCUAGGCCGUGGCCUGGGUAGCUCUGGUGCUGCUGUCGUUGCUGGUGUUGCUCUGGGCAAGGAAGUUGGAGGUCUCAAGCAUCUUGAUAAUGACCGACUAUUCGACUACUGUCUCAUGAUUGAGAGACAUCCUGACAAUGUCGGUGCUGCCCUCUACGGCGGCUUCGUCGGAACCUACCUCAAGCCCUUGACCCCCGAAGACGUUGCUCGUACAGAAAUUCCUCUCAGCGAGGUUCUUCCCGCGCCCGCCGGAGGAGAGGAUACUGGAAAGAAGCCCCCGAACCCUCCUCACGGAAUCGGUCACCAUAUCAAGUUCCCUUGGGCCAAGGAGAUCAAAGCUGUUGCCAUCAUCCCUGAUUUCCAGGUUGCUACACAUGCUGCGCGAGGUGUGCUACCAGCAAACUACACUCGCCCCGAUGUGGUCUUCAAUUUGCAACGAAUUGCGCUUUUGCCCGUCGCCCUUGGCCAGUCUCCUCCCGACCCCGAGCUCAUCCACCUCGCCAUGCAAGACAAGAUCCACCAGCCUUACCGACAGACCCUGAUCCCCGGCCUCACUGAGAUCGUCGAGACAAUGUCCCCCAAGACCGACGAGGGCUUCCUGGGAGUGUGCCUUUCUGGCGCUGGUCCCACGAUCCUCGCUCUGGCGACGCACAACUUUGAGGCCAUCGCUGACAAGAUAAUUGCCAAGCUGCGGGAACACAACGAAAAGAAGGAUCUGCCUUGUCAGUGGAAGGUCCUCGAGCCUGCUGAGGGCACUCAUGUUGUUCGAUCAUGA